AUGGUGCUCGAGGCUACAAUGAUCUGCAUCGAUAAUUCUGAAUGGAUGCGCAACGGAGAUUACUCGCCCACUAGGUUUCAGGCUCAGGCCGACGCUGUUAAUCUGAUUUGUGGCGCUAAAACCCAGUCCAAUCCGGAAAAUACCGUGGGGGUAUUGACAAUGGCUGGCAAAGGUGUCCGUGUUCUGGUUACUCCUACUAGCGAUCUUGGGAAGAUCUUGGCCUGCAUGCAUGGCUUAGAAAUAGGUGGUGAAAUGAACUUGGCAGCUGGGAUCCAGGUUGCUCAGUUGGCUUUGAAGCAUCGCCAAAACAAAAAGCAGCAACAAAGGAUAAUUGUGUUUGCUGGAGGUCCUGUAAAAUAUGAUAAGAAAGUAUUGGAGAUGAUUGGGAAGAAGUUGAAAAAGAACAGUGUAGCCCUUGAUGUUGUGAAUUUUGGUGAAGAGGAUGAAGCAAAGGCCGAAAAGCUUGAGGCUCUGGUUGCUGCUGUAAAUAAUAAUGACAGCAGUCACAUUGUUCAUGUUCCGGCUGGAUCUAAUGCUCUCUCUGACGUUCUUUUGAGUACUCCUAUCUUCACUGGCGAUGGAGAAGGUGGAAGUGGUUUUGCAGCAGCAGCUGCAGCCGCUGCAGCUGGUGGUGUAUCUGGUUUUGAUUUUGGUGUAGAUCCAAAUCUGGAUCCUGAGCUUGCACUUGCUCUUCGUGUGUCAAUGGAAGAGGAGAGAGCAAGGCAAGAAGCUGCUGCAAAGAAGGCUGCAGAUGAUUCUUCAAAGCAAGAUAAAGAAGGAGAGUCUACUUCACAAGAUGCAACUAUGUCUGAAAAUGUUGGCACUUCAGCUUCUGAAUCUGAGAAUAAAAAGGAUGAUUUAAUGGAUGAUGAGAAUGCGCUGCUACAGCAAGCUCUUGCCAUGUCAAUGGAUGAUCCUGCUGCUACUGUUACAACUAGAGACACUGAUAUGUCAGAGGCAGCCACUGAUGAUCAAGACUUGGCACUUGCUCUACAAUUGUCUGUGCAAGAAGGUGCAAAAGAUCAAUCAGGCCAAGCAGAGAUGGACAAGCUGUUGGCAGAUCAGUCAUUUGUGUCAUCAAUUCUUGCUUCACUCCCAGGAGUCGACCCCAAUGACCCUUCGGUCAAAGAUUUGCUUGCUUCAAUGCAAAAUCAAGCUGAGGCUGAGCAGAAGAAAGAUGAGGACAAAGCACCCAAGGAAGAUGACAAGUGAUGUUAUCAGUACAAUCCCAGGUUACAAGGUGUGGUGCAUUUGAUCUUUGAAUGAAGUGGGGGAUGGGGAAUGUAUGAAAUUUGUUAGGAAGGAUGUUGUGGUGUUUGUUUAUCAAACUUUUAAGCUGGUACUUGGAUCAUCAAGUUCUUCCUCUACCCAUUAUUAUUCCUUUAAAAUGAUCAAACCUUUUCUUCUACCCUAUUACUAUUACUAUUAUCAUUAAUAUUAUUAUUGUUAUUGUUUUGCUCAAUAUGGAUCAUGGCAGGCAAUUGGCAACCACAUUCUGGUGUUGUCCAUUCAUUG
Cynara cardunculus var. scolymus (artichoke) is the source of this 1515-nucleotide messenger RNA. Its product is annotated as 26S proteasome non-ATPase regulatory subunit 4 homolog. Gene Ontology annotation, biological process: proteasome-mediated ubiquitin-dependent protein catabolic process. Bases 1 to 1212 code for a protein of 403 amino acids. The transcript has 11 exons. The record is from RefSeq and is a predicted model, not a curated record. Gene Ontology annotation, molecular function: polyubiquitin modification-dependent protein binding. NCBI's taxonomy places the organism in Eukaryota, Viridiplantae, Streptophyta, Magnoliopsida, Asterales, Asteraceae. Gene Ontology annotation, cellular component: proteasome regulatory particle, base subcomplex; cytosol; nucleus.